This is a messenger RNA of Hevea brasiliensis (rubber tree), 1129 nucleotides long. Its product is annotated as iron-sulfur protein required for NADH dehydrogenase, mitochondrial-like. The record is from RefSeq and is a predicted model, not a curated record. The transcript is spliced from 8 exons. Gene Ontology annotation, molecular function: ATP-dependent FeS chaperone activity; ATP binding; 4 iron, 4 sulfur cluster binding. Gene Ontology annotation, biological process: mitochondrial respiratory chain complex I assembly; iron-sulfur cluster assembly. NCBI's taxonomy places the organism in Eukaryota, Viridiplantae, Streptophyta, Magnoliopsida, Malpighiales, Euphorbiaceae. The coding region runs from base 1 to 882 and encodes 293 amino acids. Gene Ontology annotation, cellular component: mitochondrion.
AUGAAGGGCUUCUUUCGACCUUUAACUAGGCUUGGAGGUCUUAGAGCCUAUGCGGCAUCGUUUAGUAGAUCAAAGCUGCGGCUUGAAGGGGUUAAGGAUGUUAUUGCUGUUGCUUCUGGUAAAGGCGGCGUCGGCAAGUCCACCACUGCUGUUAAUUUGGCUGUUGCCCUUGCUAACAAGUGCCAUCUGAAAGUGGGUUUGCUUGAUGCUGAUGUUUAUGGGCCAUCUGUUCCAACGAUGAUGAAGAUCAGCAAAAAGCCAGAUGUCACUGAAGAUGCAAAGAUGAUACCAAUUGAAAAUUAUGGAGUUAGGUGUAUGUCAAUGGGAUUUCUUGUGGAGAAUGAUGCCCCUAUUGUGUGGAGAGGUCCCAUGGUGAUGAGUGCUCUUGAGAAAAUGCUGAGGGGAGUUGAUUGGGGAAAUCUUGACAUACUUGUGGUGGAUAUGCCCCCUGGUACUGGUGAUGCUCAGAUAACUAUGAGUCAAAAUCUGCAAUUAUCAGGUGCUAUUAUUGUCUCAACUCCACAAGAUGUUGCAUUAAUAGAUGCUCGUAGAGGAGUUAAAAUGUUCUCAAAAGUUCAAGUUCCUAUUUUGGGAUUUGUAGAGAACAUGAGCUGCUUCAAGUGUCCACAUUGUGGUGAACCUUCUUUCAUUUUUGGGGAAGGAGGAACCCGAAAGACAGCUGCUUCAAUGGGUUAUAAUUUUAUUGGUGAGAUACCAUUAGAAGUGGAGAUCAGGAAAAGUGGCGAUGAAGGUGUCCCAAUAACAAUAUCAUCACCUGACUCUGUAGUCUCCAAGGCAUAUGGCGAUGCAGCACAAAAUCUUGUUAAGAGACUUGAGGAAUUGGCAAAGGAACAAAUUCUUCAACCAGAGAUUAAUCUAUGAUGAAAUGGUGCUGCUUGGUGAAUGGUUGCCUUAAAUAUCAUAAGAUGGUCAUGUUAACCAGUAUACUUGGUCAUGCUUUUGUAAUUGCUCUAGGUACCAAAAUUGUAUGUUAUGAAUGCCAAUUUGAUUCAUUUAUCCUUUUCACUGUUUGAAGAAGAAAUUAAUGUAUUCUAGGCAUGAUUAGAUUGGAAGUACACUCAGUAGGUAGCAACUUUGAUAAAGUUGAAAUUGGGACUGUUUUGCACUA